This is a messenger RNA of Eremomyces bilateralis CBS 781.70, 516 nucleotides long. RefSeq lists its product as uncharacterized. The record is from RefSeq and is a predicted model, not a curated record. The annotation marks the transcript as partial. The transcript is spliced from 5 exons. Lineage: Eukaryota; Fungi; Ascomycota; Dothideomycetes; Eremomycetales; Eremomycetaceae. Gene Ontology annotation, cellular component: nucleus. Gene Ontology annotation, biological process: protein polyubiquitination; ubiquitin-dependent protein catabolic process. Gene Ontology annotation, molecular function: ubiquitin conjugating enzyme activity.
UUGAUGAGCGAUUAUGAGGUGACACUGGUGAACGACAACAGUAUGCAAGAAUUCUAUGUCCGGUUCAAGGGGCCAAAAGAGACACCAUUCGAAGGCGGCCUCUGGAAGAUACAUGUUGAACUACCGGAUCAAUACCCCUACAAGAGUCCAAGUAUUGGAUUCGUGAACCGGAUAUUCCAUCCCAACAUCGAUGAGUUAUCCGGCUCCGUCUGCCUGGACGUUAUCAACCAGACAUGGUCUCCCAUGUACGACAUGAUCAACAUCUUCGAAGUCUUCCUCCCCCAGCUCCUUCGUUACCCGAACCCAACCGACCCCCUAAACGGAGAAGCCGCGGCGUUGAUGAUGCGGGAACCCAAAUCAUACGAGGCGAAGGUGAAGGAAUACGUCCUCAAAUACGCCUCGAGGGAAGCCGCUGAUGACGCGGGCGAGGACAGCGAGGAAGAGGAAGAGAUGAGUUCGGUUGGUAGCUACGAGUCCGGAGACGACGAGGAACCGGCCGGCAACAUGGAGGUGUAG